This is a messenger RNA of Mycotypha africana, 1568 nucleotides long. Its product is annotated as asparaginyl-tRNA synthetase. Gene Ontology annotation, molecular function: asparagine-tRNA ligase activity; nucleic acid binding; ATP binding. The transcript has 3 exons. The coding region runs from base 43 to 1482 and encodes 479 amino acids. Gene Ontology annotation, biological process: asparaginyl-tRNA aminoacylation. The record is from RefSeq and is a predicted model, not a curated record. NCBI's taxonomy places the organism in Eukaryota, Fungi, Mucoromycota, Mucoromycetes, Mucorales, Mycotyphaceae. Gene Ontology annotation, cellular component: mitochondrion.
AAUAGGGCACUUAUUUUUUAAACUUUACCCCAGUUUGACACAAUGACAGCCUUCAAUCGUUCGUGCAUUUCGAGAUUUCGUCAGUUCGCUCAAUAUUCAACCUUUAAAAAAUUAUCCCUUCCUUCACAAACAAUAAAAUCAAUACUAAGCUCACCAAAAGAGAAUGAUGCUCGUGUAUCAGUUUGUGGUUGGGUACGAUCAGUGAGAAAACAAAAGCAAGUCAGUUUUGCCACUAUCAAUGACGGAUCCACACUCAAAGGCAUUCAAGCCAUUUUGAAUCCGGAAGACGCUGAAAAACUUACAACUGGCGCCUGCGUAGAGUUGAAAGGUUCGCUUGUCACAAGCCUGGGUGCUGAGCAGAACAAAGAACUACAAGUGGAUCAAAUUGAUAUUCUGGGUGCAUGUGAUGGUACAUAUCCUUUACAAAAAAAACGACAUAGUAUGGAAUUUCUGAGAAGUAUUGGUCAUUUGAGAAUGCGGGGUAAUACUGGUAGUGCCGUGCUUCGAGUUCGCCAUGCUGCUUCUGAAGGUCUCCGCGAUUUUUUUCGCGACAACGAAUUCACGUUAACCAACACUCCAAUUCUAACAGCUAACGAUUGCGAGGGUGGCGGUGAAGUGUUUGAGGUAUCUCCUAUCAAUUGCAAAGACCGUACAGAGUUUUUUAAAAAACCAGUGUACUUAACGGUAUCAGGUCAAUUACAUGCCGAGGCUAUGGCAUUAGCCUUGUCUCGAGUUUACACUUUUGGACCGGUAUUUCGCGCUGAAGAAUCUAUGACUUCACGGCACUUGGCUGAAUUCUGGAUGUUGGAAGCGGAGCUUUCAUUCAUUAACCAACUUUCGACUCUGUUGGAUGUAGCAGAAGCAAGCCUGAAGGAAUCCACACACUAUGUGAUGAGGACGUGUCAAGAAGAUUUGGAAUUUUUCAACAAAUGGGUUGAUAAAUCGCUCAUGGAGCGUUUAAUGACAAGCGUGGAAAAACCCUUCGUACGAAUGACUUACUCAGAAGCCAUCGAUGUUUUACAAAGAGCUCAAGAUAAAAAAGAGAAAAGGUUUGAAUUCCCUACAGUGUGGGGCUCUAGUCUUCAAACAGAACAUGAAAGAUAUCUGGCCUCAGAAUAUUGCCAACGACCUGUUUUCGUGACGGAUUAUCCCGCACAUCUCAAACCGUUCUAUAUGCGAGCAAAUGAAACCAAAGAUGGGAAGGACACUGUGUCAUGCUUCGAUUUGUUGGUACCAGGUAUUGGUGAAUUGAUUGGCGGCUCAAUGCGUGAAGAACGAUAUGAUAUUUUAAAGCAAAAGAUGAUGGAUGCUAAAAUGGACCUGGACGACUACCAAUGGUACCUAGAUUUGCGUAAAUAUGGUAGUGCACCACAUGGUGGUUAUGGACUCGGAUUUGAAAGACUCUUAUUAUGGCUAACAGGAUUGGAAAAUGUACGCGAAGUUAUACCAAUGCCGCGUUGGGCAGGUCAUUGUAAAUACUAACUUGUUCUUAUCACAAAUCUCUUUGUAUAUCUUUCCAAAGUUCAGAAAAAUUUUUAUCAUUCUCUUUAAAUUAAUAGAAAAGAACC